Molecule: messenger RNA, 1643 nt
Organism: Boleophthalmus pectinirostris (great blue-spotted mudskipper)
Lineage: Eukaryota; Metazoa; Chordata; Actinopteri; Gobiiformes; Gobiidae
Gene: bag2
Product: BCL2 associated athanogene 2
Exons: 3
Coding region: 470-1093 (207 amino acids)
Biological process (GO): protein stabilization
Molecular function (GO): adenyl-nucleotide exchange factor activity; protein-folding chaperone binding
Source: RefSeq, a predicted model, not a curated record
CAUUUGACUCUACUGGUUGCUGUAUUAAGAUUUACAAUGAAUCAGAACAUUAUAGAUAUAAUGUUGAGCUACCUAAUGUUGUAAUAAUCUGCUAUUACAGUAUAUUCAGACAGGAUGUUGACUUGUUGUCUGCUUUGCUAAAUGAUUGACAAUUUAAUUGAGUGCACAUUAGAAAGAGAGGAGGGCCCAUUCAGUGUUUAUCAGUAGAGACUUGAGGUCUUAAUAAGAACCUUGAGUUGAACCUUGCUGGGAGGGGCGGCACACUCCACUUACACCCACCCUGACUCCGCUCUUCUGGGCUCCUCGGGAAACUUCUGAGGUCUGAGUAAAGGAAGUUCCAGCCCAUGUUUGGAAGUUCCUGAGGCACUGCGUCCGUCCGAGCGAGGUAGUACUACAGUGAACAGCUGCAAGUGUCGGACACGCACGGUUACUUACUCCGGGAUAAACCAUUAGAAAGCGGUUAAUCAUCAUGGCUCAAGCGAAAAUACAGGCAAAAAUGAGCGAGGCUUCCGGCAGCAAGUUCAGCAGGACACUGUCCAUGGCGGAUCGCUCUGGAAGACUACUAGAAACUUUGGAUCAACUGGAAAUGAGGGUGGAGACUUUACGCGAAACAGCAGCGGCCAUGGAACAGGAAAGGGAGAGCAUCUUGGAAAUGAUUCAGUCUUUAAAAAAUAGCCAAGAAAUGCGCAACAUAUGUGAUGGUGAAAGAGAAGAGUUAACUUUAACUGCAGAGCGCCUGAUGGGACGAACUCUGUCAGUGGAGGUCUGCGUGGGCACAAUCAGAAACUCCCAGCAGGAAGAGGCUCUUCGCAAGGCCACAUCAAUAAUCAAUGACAUUGUGAAGAAGUUACUGGAUGACAUGGAGGGUGGACGGCAGCGCCUGCAGGCUCUGCACGCAGCAUGUGUCACAGAGGCUCCACCUGUACCUAUUGACCAGAAGUUUCAGGCCCUGGUCAUCAGCUGUGCUCUGGAGGACCAGAAGAAGAUCAAGAGGAGGCUGGAGAUGCUGCUGAGGAACACUGAAAAUGCAGAGGAUAACAUUAAGCUAAUGGACAACAUAAAACUAGAUGAGCCCAGAGCCAAUGGACUCUAAUGCUAACCUACUUGUGGAAAGAUGCCUUUGACGAGGACAGAUACACUGCAGCACACACAGAAUUCUGUACCAAAAUAAAUUUACUUUAUUGUUUGCUGUCACAUAGAUCUUUUCCAUUGUUACACCCAGUAUGGUUUAUACUACACUACCUCUUUUACUGAAGGCAUCACAAAUUAUAAUUAUACACCACAUUGUAAUUGUUUGUACAAAAAAUUUAAUAAACAAGUAGUGGAUAGAUAUUUUUUCAUGCCCAUUGUAUUUUAGAAUCCACUGCACCCACUAGACAUUUAGCUCUGACAAUAUUUUCUCAAAAUUAUGUAUUAUGAAAACAUUAUUAACUCAGUGUUAACAGCAUUACUCUUUACAAGAAAAUUAUUAUAAAAAAUACCUAGCAAUAAUCUCCACAGCUAGGGCUAGAUGAUAUGAAAAAUAUGAUUUUAUUCCACAUAUUGAUCUAUCACGAUUUUCUGUUUUCACAAAGGCUAAAUGUGUUUCAAUAUGAACUUGACUUGAUUGCCAUGAUUUUGCAAAUUAGAUGAAAUAAAAAUCA